GUGUUCUUGCGGUUGGUCCGCCCUAUUCACAGGUCCAAUUUUGGUGUAUGAUGUCAUUGGUUGCUCAACCAAGCGUGUCGUCAAUAAAAUUCGAAGUUUUAUUCUGCGCUUGCGCAGCCAACAUAUAUCUUGCCUCAACAUCUUCCCACUCAAUCAAUACAUCCGUCACAGAAUGGUACGGUUUUCAAACACUCACUUAUGCGUAGCGCGAGGCGGGAAAUCAGGACUUGCCCAUCCAACUUUGGUCCAUUCUGAGCUCUGCUCAGAUGCCCUGCGAAAAGGAGAAAUCAUACUCCGCGUGGAAACAUUUGGUUUUAGUGCGAAUAACAUCACAUAUGGUUUACUUGGGGAGCAUCCGCACUUUAGAUAUUUCGACUUCUUCCAUGCUCCGGAAACCGCUUCGACGUCACAAGUAUCUCAUGGAGUUAUCCCAGUUUGGGGAUUUGGAACAGUGGUAGCUACGAGCCAUGCCACUGUGCGAGUUGGCCAGCGUCUCUAUGGAUAUUUCGCCAUGUCAAAAUACCUCGUCCUGCAACUUGACGAGCAAACGAACAAGUAUCAUGUAAACGUAUCGUUGGGGAAAUUUGGGAAGGACCGCCGGCCUUACAAACAGUUAACCAUCUGCAAGACGGAUCCCAUGUAUCAAAAGGACAGAGAAGCUGAAAUUAUGUUGUAUCGCCCUCUUUUCUGGACCUCAUACUGGUUUGAGGAUUGGCUUUACGCAAAGCAGUACUUUGGAGCGCACACCGUCCUCGUGUCCUCAGCGUCUUCUAAGACUUCUUUCACUGUCGCAUACAAUAUACAGCGCCGAAAGAAGACAACUGGAAGUCUAGAUGUGAAUGUUAUUGGGUUGACAUCACCAUCCAACGUUCAAUUCACCAGAAGCCUUGGGCUGUACGAUGGUGUUUUUACGUAUGACGAGCUCGAUCAAGUUAUGAUGACUGUACCCUCACCACAUCCUCUCGUUUACGUGGAUGUCCUGGGCAACUCAUCACUCAAUUCUCGCGUAAACAAAGUCUUCAGCCCUUCCAUGUUCGUUCCGCUGGGGAUCGAUAUCUGGGAGGAUAAGACUAAGACGAACGUGAAGGGCUUUUUCACGCCCGAGUGGCUCGCGGUCAGAAUAGCGCAGCUCAGCCCACAGCAAAUAUUAGAGAUGCAGGUGGAAGCUUGGGCCGCACUUAUGAAGGAUUGCAGAAAGUGGGUGAAGAUUGAGAAGACUUACGGGCUAGGAAAUGAUGGGGUGCAACGGUAUUAUUGGAAGACAUUGGAGGGUAAAAUUGCUGCGGAAAUAGGUCAAGCUUUUUCGCUGUGGGAAGAAAGUGAUGUGUUGGAUUUCCAGAAGGGCAAAGCCAAACUGUAAUAUGUAUAGCUGCCAAUGAACCUGUCGACCGAUUGUUGUGGAUGUACAACCUUGGCCACCCACAAGCUAGCAGCAGCCAAACCUG
This is a messenger RNA of Cantharellus anzutake, 1445 nucleotides long. RefSeq lists its product as uncharacterized. The coding region runs from base 173 to 1360 and encodes 395 amino acids. The record is from RefSeq and is a predicted model, not a curated record. The transcript has 5 exons. NCBI's taxonomy places the organism in Eukaryota, Fungi, Basidiomycota, Agaricomycetes, Cantharellales, Hydnaceae.